Molecule: messenger RNA, 2433 nt
Organism: Haliotis rufescens (red abalone)
Lineage: Eukaryota; Metazoa; Mollusca; Gastropoda; Lepetellida; Haliotidae
Product: tetraspanin-18-like
Exons: 7
Coding region: 180-1016 (278 amino acids)
Cellular component (GO): membrane
Source: RefSeq, a predicted model, not a curated record
GUGUCGCAUGUGGUCGACCUGUUGUCACGGUCGUCGUCAUGGCGUGUGUGUCAAACCCGCUGUGCUGGUACUGUGAGCUGCAUGAGGAAACGUUGAGACCCCGCCCAGAGGAGCAUGGCGUCCUUCAUGCUACGGCUUGAAUACGUAUCUUGGACUUAAUUCCUGACUAAUCGGAGACAAUGGGCUUCUGUGCCGGCUGUGGACAAUGUAUUCUUGUACUACUGAAUGUUCUAUUUCUGCUCAUAUCGCUGGCGCUGAUCGUAAUAGGCGUCAUCUUGAAAUUCUUCCCCGGGACUUUUAUGAAAUUCCUGUUUGAAGGCUUGAAAGCGACCGUCCCCUUCAAGCUUCCGACCGGAACAAAUGACCUUGACAUUGUGCCUCUAGUAGAUGAAAUCGGCCUCGCUCUGAUCAUAAUCGGCGUGACGUUGUUCGGCCUGUGUUUCCUGGCGUGUUGCGGUGCUUGUUGCAGAUGGAGACUCUUCCUCAUCUUUUACUGCGUGUGUAUGAUCCUCCUGAUCCUGGCGGUGGCAACCAUGGGUGGACUGUUCAUCGCCACAGACUCACAGCUGCACGCCAGCAUCAAGGCGCAGCUGCAGCAACGUGUCCACGACGACUACAAGGGCCCCGACAGCAGCGACAUCUUCACCCUCGCCAUCAACAUUCUCUCCUACUCAAUGCAGUGCUGUGCGAUGGGAGGUCCUGACGACUUCAACGACAGCGCGCCGUGGACCAAGUACACCUACGACGGGAACACCUUCACACUCCAGGCUUCCCCUGCUUGCUGCACUGACGACUAUCUCCAGAGCAACAGACUAGACGAGUGCACGCAGAGGCCCUUCACCGCCAACAGAAUACACACACAGGGUUGCUACAAGAAGCUGCUGAAUUUAAUCAACGAACAGCAAACCUGGGCAAUCCUGGGCGUGGUGGGGGUUGUACUGCUGCUGAUAGUGCAAGUGAUAUUCGCAAUCGUGUUGACCAAAGACAUAGGAGACAAGAAGAUCUCCCCCAUAUAGACCCCCUUAUACGCAAGAGGGGGCACUACACGGAAAGGCACGAAUUGGCCACCGAUGCCAACAAUUAUGUGUGAUAAAACGCUAUUUGCCAAGACCCCCUUGGAAUGAACGGAUAUUCAACGGCUAACUGUAAAUACAACAAAGUUAUAAUUUUCUAAAGAGAGCAUGGUAUUAUUAUGAUUCGUCCACAUGUGUCACUCAGGGUUUAUUUUGUGAACAUUUACAUAUCCACUGGUUGGCAUGUUUAAUUUCGAGUGGAUCCUAACAGGUUUAUAUUGAAAUCCAGUAACUUUGCGUUGUGAUGUCAGCUAAGACACCUGUUAUUUAGGACGACCGUAAUCAAGGACAAGACUAUUUAUGAUACCCCUUAAUUCGGACGCCAAUUAUUCAAAUUAAUCGUAUCUUAGAGUCAUGUUAUUACAAAUGAACUUAAAGAAAAAAUUAACACACUUUUCCCAUACAAUCUCAUUUCGUCUGUUCAUAUAAUUAACAGAUUUCAACACCAUAAACUGUAAAAUUAAGAGGUUAAUAAGAACAGUAAAUGCGCAUAAAUGUACGUGUUUUAAUUGAAAUAAAAUCAAACCAAAUUUCAAGGACAUUGGUGUGGCUAGCAGAUUUGCGAACGCAAUAUUUAACAAAUGUUAUAUUUUGGAUAACAUUUUGUCAGUAAAGUACAAAGUACUUCUUUGGGUUGGCACCUGAUCGCCAGCACACAAAGUUACUGAUCUAACCCACUCGGCCACCGAGGCUUCCACAAAAUAGAAGUCGGACAAAUGGUAGUCUAGAACAUUUACUUUGUGUACCCCUCUGACAAGUGUUAACAUCUAACCCACUCAGCCACCGAGGCUUCCACAAAAUAGAAGUCGGACAAAUGGUAGUCUAGAACAUUUACUUUGUGUACCCCUCUGACAAGUGUUAAAUCUCACGGCUCCCAGGGCCUAGAAGUCGGACAACUUGUAGUCUAGAACAUUUACUUUGUGUACCCCUCUGACAAGUGUUAAAUCUCACGGCUCCCAGGGCCUAGAAGUCGGACAACUUGUAGUCUAAAACAUUUACUUUGUGUACCCCUCUGACAAGUGUUAAAUCUCACGGCUCCCAGGGCCUGGAAGUCGGACAACUUGUAGUCUAGAACAUUUACUUUGUGUACCCCUCUGACAAGUGUUAAUUGGCACGGCUCCCAGGGCCUAGAAGUCGGACAACUUGUAGUCUAGAACAUUUACUUUGUGUACCCCUCUGACAAGUGUUAAAUCUCACGGCUCCCAGGGCCGAAGCAUCUGUUACAUUUGACCACUUUCUGAAAAGCAGUGUGUAUUCAGGACACACUAUCGUUGUUAACUAGCAGUCUUUACACAACCUCGCCAUGUUUGUGUGUUUCGCAAAUAAAAGAAAUAAGAGUUUAUAUGCUGUUUGAUCAUCA